Molecule: messenger RNA, 10225 nt
Organism: Homo sapiens (human)
Lineage: Eukaryota; Metazoa; Chordata; Mammalia; Primates; Hominidae
Source: RefSeq, a predicted model, not a curated record
GCUGGCUGGAACAGCCUGAGCUCUGUUCUGGGACCCCGCUUUACUGAAAUAAGAUAACCUUCAAUGUUUUAGCCCAGCAAAUCUCAUUGCCCCACAGCAUAAAACCAAGGUUGAGAGGCUUUCUGGGGUCCCUCAGCUGAUACAAGUGGGGUAUGCAUGGAGGACACUCCAUCUAUCCUGGGCAAAUUUCUUGAGCCUUGCAGACUGGCUUACAAUGUGUCACGGGCUUCUGUUGUCUUGCUGCCUAUCUGUAAGUAGUAAAAAGUCUCUUCAUGCAGCUUGUUGUAUGCACAGGUGUUUUCUCUCACUGGACUCAGACAAGUUGGUGACCCGCACACAAUAAACCUGCUCCACAACAAGAGGAGAAGGAAUUCCAGAGCUCAAAAUGGAGAAAGGAACAGAGUAAGAACAAUGGCUUCAGGAGGAAAAUGCAAUGAUAGAAGCUUUGAAAGAAAGACAACUAGAAUUCAGGUCAUAGUAGAUGAUGAUACCUGCCUGUCUGACCUUUGAGGAAGGGGAAUUUCUGAAACCUAAGGCUUCCUUGUAUUGCUCAAUUCAGUGAGAAAGAAAUCACUAAUGAUAGCAGGGUUUUGCUCUGUCGCCCCCGCUGGAGCGCAGUGGCACAAACAGAGUACAUUGCUGUCUAUCUUCUGGACUCAAGUGAUCUUCCCUCCUCAGCCUUCUGAGUAGCUGGGACUACAGAUGCAGAUAGAAAUAUUAGUUUUAUGAGAAACUAUUUCUUAAAGGAUGAAACAUUCCACAAAAUAUAUUUUAUCACAGACUAUGGGUGGAUUCCACUGGGAGAAAAGAGGAUCUAAAUGCCAGGCUCACCCCUCACAUUCUAUUCAACUGCACAGGAUAGAAUGAUAAAGCCUGUUGUGUCCACCAUCUCCAAAGGAGGUUACCUGCAGGGAAAUGUUAACGGGAGGCUGCCUUCCCUGGGCAACAAGGAGCCACCUGGGCAGGAGAAAGUGCAGCUGAAGAGGAAAGUCACUUUACUGAGGGGAGUCUCCAUUAUCAUUGGCACCAUCAUUGGAGCAGGAAUCUUCAUCUCUCCUAAGGGCGUGCUCCAGAACACGGGCAGCGUGGGCAUGUCUCUGACCAUCUGGACGGUGUGUGGGGUCCUGUCACUAUUUGGAGCUUUGUCUUAUGCUGAAUUGGGAACAACUAUAAAGAAAUCUGGAGGUCAUUACACAUAUAUUUUGGAAGUCUUUGGUCCAUUACCAGCUUUUGUACGAGUCUGGGUGGAACUCCUCAUAAUACGCCCUGCAGCUACUGCUGUGAUAUCCCUGGCAUUUGGACGCUACAUUCUGGAACCAUUUUUUAUUCAAUGUGAAAUCCCUGAACUUGCGAUCAAGCUCAUUACAGCUGUGGGCAUAACUGUAGUGAUGGUCCUAAAUAGCAUGAGUGUCAGCUGGAGCGCCCGGAUCCAGAUUUUCUUAACCUUUUGCAAGCUCACAGCAAUUCUGAUAAUUAUAGUCCCUGGAGUUAUGCAGCUAAUUAAAGGUCAAACGCAGAACUUUAAAGACGCCUUUUCAGGAAGAGAUUCAAGUAUUACGCGGUUGCCACUGGCUUUUUAUUAUGGAAUGUAUGCAUAUGCUGGCUGGUUUUACCUCAACUUUGUUACUGAAGAAGUAGAAAACCCUGAAAAAACCAUUCCCCUUGCAAUAUGUAUAUCCAUGGCCAUUGUCACCAUUGGCUAUGUGCUGACAAAUGUGGCCUACUUUACGACCAUUAAUGCUGAGGAGCUGCUGCUUUCAAAUGCAGUGGCAGUGACCUUUUCUGAGCGGCUACUGGGAAAUUUCUCAUUAGCAGUUCCGAUCUUUGUUGCCCUCUCCUGCUUUGGCUCCAUGAACGGUGGUGUGUUUGCUGUCUCCAGGUUAUUCUAUGUUGCGUCUCGAGAGGGUCACCUUCCAGAAAUCCUCUCCAUGAUUCAUGUCCGCAAGCACACUCCUCUACCAGCUGUUAUUGUUUUGCACCCUUUGACAAUGAUAAUGCUCUUCUCUGGAGACCUCGACAGUCUUUUGAAUUUCCUCAGUUUUGCCAGGUGGCUUUUUAUUGGGCUGGCAGUUGCUGGGCUGAUUUAUCUUCGAUACAAAUGCCCAGAUAUGCAUCGUCCUUUCAAGGUGCCACUGUUCAUCCCAGCUUUGUUUUCCUUCACAUGCCUCUUCAUGGUUGCCCUUUCCCUCUAUUCGGACCCAUUUAGUACAGGGAUUGGCUUCGUCAUCACUCUGACUGGAGUCCCUGCGUAUUAUCUCUUUAUUAUAUGGGACAAGAAACCCAGGUGGUUUAGAAUAAUGUCGGAGAAAAUAACCAGAACAUUACAAAUAAUACUGGAAGUUGUACCAGAAGAAGAUAAGUUAUGAACUAAUGGACUUGAGAUCUUGGCAAUCUGCCCAAGGGGAGACACAAAAUAGGGAUUUUUACUUCAUUUUCUGAAAGUCUAGAGAAUUACAACUUUGGUGAUAAACAAAAGGAGUCAGUUAUUUUUAUUCAUAUAUUUUAGCAUAUUCGAACUAAUUUCUAAGAAAUUUAGUUAUAACUCUAUGUAGUUAUAGAAAGUGAAUAUGCAGUUAUUCUAUGAGUCGCACAAUUCUUGAGUCUCUGAUACCUACCUAUUGGGGUUAGGAGAAAAGACUAGACAAUUACUAUGUGGUCAUUCUCUACAACAUAUGUUAGCACGGCAAAGAACCUUCAAAUUGAAGACUGAGAUUUUUCUGUAUAUAUGGGUUUUGUAAAGAUGGUUUUACACACUAUAGAUGUCUAUACUGUGAAAAGUGUUUUCAAUUCUGAAAAAAAGCAUACAUCAUGAUUAUGGCAAAGAGGAGAGAAAGAAAUUUAUUUUACAUUGACAUUGCAUUGCUUCCCCUUAGAUACCAAUUUAGAUAACAAACACUCAUGCUUUAAUGGAUUAUACCCAGAGCACUUUGAACAAAGGUCAGUGGGGAUUGUUGAAUACAUUAAAGAAGAGUUUCUAGGGGCUACUGUUUAUGAGACACAUCCAGGAGUUAUGUUUAAGUAAAAAUCCUUGAGAAUUUAUUAUGUCAGAUGUUUUUUCAUUCAUUAUCAGGAAGUUUUAGUUAUCUGUCAUUUUUUUUUUUCACAUCAGUUUGAUCAGGAAAGUGUAUAACACAUCUUAGAGCAAGAGUUAGUUUGGUAUUAAAUCCUCAUUAGAACAACCACCUGUUUCACUAAUAACUUACCCCUGAUGAGUCUAUCUAAACAUAUGCAUUUUAAGCCUUCAAAUUACAUUAUCAACAUGAGAGAAAUCACCAACAAAGAAGAUGUUCAAAAUAAUAGUCCCAUAUCUGUAAUCAUAUCUACAUGCAAUGUUAGUAAUUCUGAAGUUUUUUAAAUUUAUGGCUAUUUUUACACGAUGAUGAAUUUUGACAGUUUGUGCAUUUUCUUUAUACAUUUUAUAUUCUUCUGUUAAAAUAUCUCUUCAGAUGAAACUGUCCAGAUUAAUUAGGAAAAGGCAUAUAUUAACAUAAAAAUUGCAAAAGAAAUGUCGCUGUAAAUAAGAUUUACAACUGAUGUUUCUAGAAAAUUUCCACUUCUAUAUCUAGGCUUUGUCAGUAAUUUCCACACCUUAAUUAUCAUUCAACUUGCAAAAGAGACAACUGAUAAGAAGAAAAUUGAAAUGAGAAUCUGUGGAUAAGUGUUUGUGUUCAGAAGAUGUUGUUUUGCCAGUAUUAGAAAAUACUGUGAGCCGGGCAUGGUGGCUUACAUCUGUAAUCCCAGCACUUUGGGAGGCUGAGGGGGUGGAUCACCUGAGGUCGGGAGUUCUAGACCAGCCUGACCAACAUGGAGAAACCCCAUCUCUACUAAAAAUACAAAAUUAGCUGGGCAUGGUGGCACAUGCUGGUAAUCUCAGCUAUUGAGGAGGCUGAGGCAGGAGAAUUGCUUGAACCCGGGAGGCGGAGGUUGCAGUGAGCCAAGAUUGCACCACUGUACUCCAGCCUGGGUGACAAAGUCAGACUCCAUCUCCAAAAAAAAAAGAUUAUAUAUAUAUAUAUAUGUGUGUGUAUGUGUGUGUGUGUGUGUGUGUGUAUAUAUAUAUAUAUAUAUAUACACACACACACACACACUUUUUAUAUAUAUAUAUAUAUAUAUAUAGUGGAACUUACAAAUGAGAGUAAUAUAAUGAUGAAAUUUUGAACUGUUAUUUAUAAACAUCUAAGGUAAAAUGGUUAGUCAUGGCCAGAGUAUGUUUCAUCCUUUAAUUUUUGUCCAUUUGAAAAUAAGGAUUUUUGAAAGAAUUAUACCAAUUAAAAUUAUUAAAGGCAAACAUAGAAUUCAUAAAAAAUUGUCCAAAGUAGAAAUGAUGACCUAUAAUUUGGAGCAUUUCCAAUUCAGUAAUUUCAAUUUUGCUCUUGAAAACAUUUAAUAUAUAUCCAAGACUGACAUUUCUUUAGCUGAACCUAACGUUUGGGUCUCUGAGUGAAUUUAUAAUAACUCCUUCCUUCCUUAGCAUAGGGUUUUCAAAAUUUGAUUUAUAAUUCCUAUUUCCAGUAAAUAUUGUUCAUUUGUCCACAUCUCUCCCUAUGAUAUGUUGCUGGAGGUAAGAAUUUCUUUCAUAUUCCUAUUUUUUUUUUCCCCAUAGACUAGGCUCAUAGAAUUUAAACAAGCAAAUUUUCCUGAGCUUUUUCUUGCCAAAUGAAAGAAGACUGGUAAAUUCUCAUAGAGAGGUUUGUGUAGUUCUUGGCUCUUCCUGGGGUUAAUGUGCUUAUAUUCACAGUGGCAAAUUGGUCUCAGACUUUAAUUUAUUUAUUUUUGAUUUGAAUUUCUCUUUAAAAGUAUCAAUUUAAAAGGUAACUAGAAUUAUUCUUUCUCAUUUUCAAAAGUGAUUUUUGCAUUAUUAAAUUUCCCUGCCAUUGUAAUGCCAUUUCACGCAGAAAAAAAGUCAGCCAGUAAUUAAGAAAAAAAGUGAUGGAGAUUAAGUAGUAUUUUGGCUUAUUUUUAGGACUCAUCAUGAGAAGACACAGUUCCUUUAAUCAGGAAAUUAAUAUCCAUAAUUUUCACUCAAAAUUGCAGUAUGUAAAGCAGAUUCUCAAAAACUCUCCUGAACACUUAUUUAUAUAUAUGUUUUUAUAUAAGUAAAAUUUUUCUCAUAUUUUUAUACGAUAUGCACACACACACAUACAUGCACAUACUACUUACUACAUGUUCUGUACUUGUACUUUGUACCAUGCAUAUUCAAAUGUUUAUAUACAUAAGUUUAUUAUAACAUAAACAGUAAAAGUAAUGAAUACUGUUUAAAAUAACUAAUAUAGUAUUUUUUAAUUUUUGUGGGGAUGGAUUCUCAAAUACUUGUGAUUUUAAAAGAUUCUAAAGCUAAAACACAACUUGAUUUUAAAAAGAAUGAUUCUCCUUACACAAUUAUAAAUAUUUGCAGUAAAUAUUUUCCUUAUAAUACUGUUUUGACCCCAUUUAAAAAGUAUUAGAUUAUAUUCCUUUGAUCCAAUGAAAACUGAACCUUAUAAAUGGUUAGCUGAAAGUAGACCUUAUUCUUGUCCUUCUUUAGAAGAGUAAAGAUUUGUCCUAGGGAAGAUGGCUGACUUCGGUUCCCAACAUGCGUAUGCAUUUAGACUGUAGCUCCUCAGCCCUGUGGACACAAAAUUUGGACAGCUUAUUAGGUUACGUUAGCAAUGCAUGACGGUUUCUCCAACACUAAGAUAUUCACGUUGAAACAGAUUUCCUGUUCGUCUUAUGUGUCUGGUAAAAUUGUUUCCCCAAUUACAAUUUGACAUAUCAAUAGAGGGUUAACAAGAGUAUAAUUACAUAACAGAAUUCCUCAUGAACUGUAAUCAGUCUACAGGAAAAUCAUUAUUUUAUCUUGAUUUGCAGAUGAAUAUACUGCUAAGAAAGGGAGCAACUCUGACCUUUGUUAAAGUUGAUCUUUUGUAAUUGAGGUAUAAGGUAUGAAAAGAUAAAAAACCGAAGGCCAGAGAAUCAGGAAAUGAAAGAUAGUAUGGACUGAAGGUAACAAUAUUUUAAUGUUAUGCAAUAUAGUCAGAGAAAUAUUAAAAAUUAGUUGUUUGCUGUGCAUAGGUGGAUCUCGCAGGAAGCUAAUGAAACCUAAGCUUCAGUGCCUCUCACUUAGACAUGUUCCAUUCGAGGUCCUGAACCUAACUUUGUAUUAGGAAUUCUGUACUAAUUUUGUUGAAGAAGACCAGCAAAGUUGUGUACACUUCUACCCCCACAAAAUCUGCAUUGUCCAUGUGAGUAAAGUAAAAUAAUUCCUGUUAUUUUUUUCUGUUAGAAAUAAGUAUGGAGGAUAUGUUUUUAAAAAUUUAUGAGUUAAUUGAAAUAUCCAUAUAUAACAAGUGACUUUCUCACAAUAUAUAUGAUGUGAUAUAUAGGGAGAUAGUUUCACUUUCAUCAUAUUUUAUACGUUGAUUCUGAACUAUAGAAAAAUAAUAAAUGGGAUUUUAAUUAUAGCUCUUAGUUGGGAAAGAAAUAUAGAGAGAUGUGGGAUUUGAAUGCCCAUGAAAGACAUUUUAUUUUACUUGAAUAUAUUCUUGCUUCACUUUACCCUCCAUAAUAUGUUGUACAUUAGUGCUGAUCAAGUUUACAGAGUUACAUUUUGCUUUCCUAACCAUUCAGUCAGGAAUUAAAAUAUGGCAUUGUAUAACAACUGGGAAGAAGCUCAUAGUGGAUAUAAAUUAGAGUAGAUAAUGGGUCACCUUGAUAGCCUCUGUUUACAUUACUUGUAUAUGGGCAAAAUAAUUAUUACCUAUACGUGUAUUUAAGCUUAAUUUUCAUAUAAACAGUAUUUUUAAUCUAUGUUAAAAUAGAUAAUAUCUAAAAGUGUGAUCUCUAGGUAGUCCUUAGUUUAUUAGUACUGUACUUCAAAAAGAUUUUUAAAUAGGUCCGGCACGGUGGCUCAUGCCUGUAAUCCCAGCACUUUGGGAGGCUGAGGCGGGCGAAUCACCUGAGGUCAGGAGUUCGAGAUCAGCCUGGCCAACAUGGUGAAACCCUGUCUCAACUAAAAAUAUAAAAAUUAGCCGGGCGUGGUGGCAGGCGCCUGUAAUCCCAGCUACUCGGGAGGCUGAGGCAGGAGAAUCACUUGAACCCAAGGGGCAGAAGCUGCAGUUAGCCAAGAUCGCAUCAUUGCACUCCAGCCUAGGGGACAAGAGCGCGAGACUUCAUCUCAAAAAAAAAAAAAAAAAAAAAAAAAGAUUUUUAAAUAAUAGCUAAAGGUAUGCUCUCUAGGUCAUCCUUAGUUUAUUAGUACUGUACUUAAAAAUUAUUUUUUAAUAGUCAAUUUUGGGAGAUAAUUAUUUCUUUCCUUAUAUUUUCCAAUUAGUUGGUGUCUAAAAAUAAAUGUUUUGUCUAAUUUUAGAUCAGGUAUACAUUCACAAAAGCAUAAAUCAUAGUCUCACAGGAAAUUCACCAAUUUUCCAUAUGUCGUGAGAUAACUGUCCUUUCUACAACCUCAUAACAAUGAAUUUAUAUAAUUACCUAGAUUUUCUUAGUGUGAAUCUACCCAUUAGUUUUAUUUUCUUGGUAGUUAUUUUUUUCCCUCCUCUCUGUUACUAUUGGCCUUAAAAUACACAGAGGACGGUUACAGUGUCCUAAUAGCUGUUACAUGUGUGUGUUUCAGCGUACUUGAAUCAAGUGUACAUUUAUAGUACCAAUAACCGCCUUUACAGCUUUACAGUUAACAAUUCUCUCACAAAACUGUAGAGCAUUAGGCAUCUGAGAGCCAUAGAGGGCCAACUUUGUUCCAGAGUGAACAUGCUUUUUUUCCUCAACAUAUACACUACUGAUUUUUUUUAAAAGUAUGACUUUCAAGUGAAUUAAUGUAUUGGUUAGGAGAACUGCUUGCUAAGUCCUUAUUACCUCUUGUUAAAGCCUCAGAAGGCCGUGCUGAAAGCCAGAGGGGAAAAAAAGAGUAAUGCACAGGUAUCUCUUUUGCAGUGGUGACUGUAUUUUGAGUACCUUGUGUGACAGGGUAUUAUUACAGCAUCUUGUGGGAAAACCUAUUAGGCCUUUGCAUGUUAAAGCUGUAUAAUUUGUUGGGUUGUGAGUGGUCUGACUUAAAUGUGUAUUAUAAAAUUUAGACAUCAAAUUUUCCUACUAACUAACUUUAUUAGAUGCAUACUUGGAAGCACAGUCAUAUCACACUGGGAGGCAAUGCAAUGUGGUUACCUGGUCCUAGGUUUGAACUGUCUUAUUUCAAAAGAUUUCUGAAUUAAUUUUUCCCUAGAAUUUCUCCUUCAUUCCAAAGUACAAACAUACUUUGAAGAAUGAAACAGAUUGUUCCCAUGAAUGUAUGCUCAUACUCGACUAGAAACGAUCUAUGUUAAAUGACUGUGUAUAUGAAUUAUUUCAAGUACUACCCCAAAUAACUUUCUUAUUGCUCUGAAAGAAGAAAAGCAAUGUAAAUCACUAUGAUUAUUGCACAAACAACCAGAAUUCUCCAACAAUUUUAAGUAAUCUGAUCCUCUUCUUGGAGAAAAUUGUUACCUAAUAGUUUUUCCUUAUGAAUGUUAUUACUACUGGUAUAAAUCAAAUUUCUAUAAAUUUCCUACUUAAGUCUUAAGAACUGGGUUCUUCCUUUGAUGUUAUUCAUGUUCAGAAAGGAAACAACACUUUACUCUUUUAGGACAAUUCCUAGAAUCUAUAGUAGUAUCAGGAUAUAUUUUGCUUUAAAAUAUAUUUUGGUUAUUUUGAAUACAGACAUUGGCUCCAAAUUUUCAUCUUUGCACAAUAGUAUGACUUUUCACUAGAACUUCUCAACAUUUGGGAACUUUGCAAAUAUGAGCAUCAUAUGUGUUAAGGCUGUAUCAUUUAAUGCUAUGAGAUACAUUGUUUUCUCCCUAUGCCAAACAGGUGAACAAACGUAGUUGUUUUUUACUGAUACUAAAUGUUGGCUACCUGUGAUUUUAUAGUAUGCACAUGUCAGAAAAAGGCAAGACAAAUGGCCUCUUGUACUGAAUACUUCGGCAAACUUAUUGGGUCUUCAUUUUCUGACAGACAGGAUUUGACUCAAUAUUUGUAGAGCUUGCGUAGAAUGGAUUACAUGGUAGUGAUGCACUGGUAGAAAUGGUUUUUAGUUAUUGACUCAGAAUUCAUCUCAGGAUGAAUCUUUUAUGUCUUUUUAUUGUAAGCAUAUCUGAAUUUACUUUAUAAAGAUGGUUUUAGAAAGCUUUGUCUAAAAAUUUGGCCUAGGAAUGGUAACUUCAUUUUCAGUUGCCAAGGGGUAGAAAAAUAAUAUGUGUGUUGUUAUGUUUAUGUUAACAUAUUAUUAGGUACUAUCUAUGAAUGUAUUUAAAUAUUUUUCAUAUUCUGUGACAAGCAUUUAUAAUUUGCAACAAGUGGAGUCCAUUUAGCCCAGUGGGAAAGUCUUGGAACUCAGGUUACCCUUGAAGGAUAUGCUGGCAGCCAUCUCUUUGAUCUGUGCUUAAACUGUAAUUUAUAGACCAGCUAAAUCCCUAACUUGGAUCUGGAAUGCAUUAGUUAUGACCUUGUACCAUUCCCAGAAUUUCAGGGGCAUCGUGGGUUUGGUCUAGUGAUUGAAAACACAAGAACAGAGAGAUCCAGCUGAAAAAGAGUGAUCCUCAAUAUCCUAACUAACUGGUCCUCAACUCAAGCAGAGUUUCUUCACUCUGGCACUGUGAUCAUGAAACUUAGUAGAGGGGAUUGUGUGUAUUUUAUACAAAUUUAAUACAAUGUCUUACAUUGAUAAAAUUCUUAAAGAGCAAAACUGCAUUUUAUUUCUGCAUCCACAUUCCAAUCAUAUUAGAACUAAGAUAUUUAUCUAUGAAGAUAUAAAUGGUGCAGAGAGACUUUCAUCUGUGGAUUGCGUUGUUUCUUAGGGUUCCUAGCACUGAUGCCUGCACAAGCAUGUGAUAUGUGAAAUAAAAUGGAUUCUUCUAUAGCUAAAUGAGUUCCCUCUGGGGAGAGUUCUGGUACUGCAAUCACAAUGCCAGAUGGUGUUUAUGGGCUAUUUGUGUAAGUAAGUGGUAAGAUGCUAUGAAGUAAGUGUGUUUGUUUUCAUCUUAUGGAAACUCUUGAUGCAUGUGCUUUUGUAUGGAAUAAAUUUUGGUGCAAUAUGAUGUCAUUCAACUUUGCAUUGAAUUGAAUUUUGGUUGUAUUUAUAUGUAUUAUACCUGUCACGCUUCUAGUUGCUUCAACCAUUUUAUAACCAUUUUUGUACAUAUUUUACUUGAAAAUAUUUUAAAUGGAAAUUUAAAUAAACAUUUGAUAGUUUACAUAA